AAUGUUGCAAGGCCUUCGAGUCCUUAGUUCGUUAGACACGUAGAUGAUCGGAAUAGGUGGAUUUACAACGAUUGUUUACUGGUGUUACUGACGUGUAAAACUGCUGCGGAGUAUUUUGUACGUCGUCGUGCAGAACUAAUAAAACAAGAUGGUGGACAGUGCAUGCAAUGGAUCUAGCGACUCGUCGCCACAGGUGGAGAAGGGGUGGCCAGCCUUGAAACAACAUAUUACUGAAAAUAAGGUCAAGUUUGGAUUGUGGAUGACAAGACUCUUUACUAUCAUAUUUACCAUCGGUUAUAUCAUCCCUAUAUUUGGUAACCCUUACAACAUAUAUUAUAAGGUAUUGAUGAACAAUGCAGCGACUAGUGCAUUACGUCUUCACCAAAGAAUACCGCGUGUUCAGCUCACUAGACAAUUUCUAGAGUCGUUAUUGUUGGAAGACUCGUGUCAUUACUUGCUUUAUUCCAUGAUCUUUUUGUAUGCGGCACCAGUAACAUUGGUUCUUACACCAGUUUUUCUUUUUGCUCUGAUGCACUUGGCAAGUUAUUCUCUGACGUUACUAGACUGCAUAGGACAAAAUAGAUGGUGGGGCGCUCGUCUCUUGAUAUCGCUGGUAGAGUUUCAGUCACGGAAUAUUCUACGUCUUUGCGCUCUAUCGGAGAUUAUUAUCUUGCCAUUUACGGUUCUUCUGGUAUUCACGGGACGCGCCGGUUUGCUGACACCUUUUAUUUAUUAUCAAUUUUUAAAAUUGCGUCUUGCGUCGCAGAGAAAUCCAUUUACACGCAAUGUAUUCUACGAGCUUAGAAACGGAUUGAGUUCGGUAUCGAAGAAACCAGCAGUGCCGGAUAUCGUCCGAAGGAUGAUCGACGGGUUGCUCUCUCUUACUCAACAAAUGGCACCAGUGCGCCAAUAAUACCUAUGAUAUUCGAUUUGAAUUCUUUCUCAUAGUCUCAAGACAGAUCUCCUAGGGUUCUAGGGUCCACUCAGCGAUACUUCAUGAAUUAGUGUUAGCGCGAGAGUGCCGACAUCAAAAUCCAUACCUGAGUGUAUAAUAAUUUGAAGUAUUUGUGGAAAAAAAGCAUGAACGGUUUCUUAUAUUAAUAAUUACACUAAUUUGUAAUUGAAUGUUAAGUAAGAAUGUGAGGAUAUAUAUAUAUAUAUUUUGUGCUAAUUAUUAUAUAAUAUAAAUUACUGGUUAAAGGAUGACACAACUCAGUUAAUAAGUUUAAUUGUUAUACGUUCUUAUCUUUCGAGUUAAGUUUAAGACAAAUGUAACUGUACACAAAUAUUAACAUAGUUUUAAAUGUAAUACAAUUUUAAAUCAUGGAUUUGUAACAAAUAAUAGUACAUAUUGGAAUUCAUGUUAUGUUGGUUAAUUUUUUUUCUUUGGUUUAUUUCAUAUGGUUUUGUGUAAUAUUACGGUGUAAUAAUACUUAGCAUUUAAGUAUAUUUGCGAAUCUGGAAAUGGUUGUCUGGCCAUCUGUUUCGAAUAAGCUUAAUUUAAAAAAUAUAUAUACAUAUAUAUUUGUUUUGUCAA
Messenger RNA from Linepithema humile (Argentine ant), 1537 nucleotides. It is a transcript of the gene Kr-h2, whose product is annotated as Krueppel homolog 2. Gene Ontology annotation, biological process: endoplasmic reticulum tubular network organization; membrane organization. Gene Ontology annotation, cellular component: membrane; endoplasmic reticulum. Lineage: Eukaryota; Metazoa; Arthropoda; Insecta; Hymenoptera; Formicidae. The record is from RefSeq and is a predicted model, not a curated record.